AUGGACAAAGAAAACUGCUCCUCCUUGGCUGAAUUCUUUCUCUUGGGAAUUAUGGAUAACUCUGAGGUCAAAGUGACUCUAUUCACCACCCUCCUACUUAUUUAUCUCACGAAUCUUGUGGCAAAUUUCGGAAUGAUUAUUCUAAUUAGAACAAAUUCUCAGCUUCACACACCUAUGUACUUUUUCCUUAGCCACCUCUCUUUCUGUGACCUCUGUUAUUCCACAGCAAUUGGGCCCAAAAUGUUGGUAGACCUUUUAGCCAAAAACAAAUCAAUCCCCUUCAUUGGCUGUGCUCUGCAAUUCUUGACCUUCUGUAUGUUUGCUGAUUCUGAGUGUCUACUGCUGGCGGUGAUGGCCUUUGAUCGGUACAAUGCCAUUAGCAACCCCUUGCUCUACACAGUCAACAUGUCCAGCAGAGUGUGCUCUCUGCUCAUGGCUGGGGUUUACGUGCUGGCAAUGGCAGAUGCUCUGAUACACACUACACUAACAUUCCGGUUAUGUUUUUGUGGAUCCAAUGAGAUUAACCAUUUCUUCUGUGAUGAACCCCCUCUCCUAUUGCUUUCUUGCUCAGAUACACAGGUCAAUGAGUUAGCAAUAUUCACCAUUUUUGGCUUCAUUGAACUGAGUACCAUUUCAGUAGUCCUUGUCUCUUACUGUUAUAUAAUCCUUUCAGUCCUGAAGAUCCACUCUGCUGAGGGGAGGUUCAAAGCUUUCUCCACCUGCACCUCCCACUUAACUGCUGUUGCAAUUUUCCAGGGAACCAUGCUCUUCAUGUAUUUCCGGCCGAGUUCCUCCUACUCUCUUGAUCAAGACAAAAUGACCUCAUUGUUUUACACCCUUGUGAUUCCCAUGUUAAACCCUCUGAUUUAUAGUCUACGGAACAAAGAUGUGAAAGAGGCUCUGCAGAAACUUAAAAAUAGCAAGUGGUUUCAUUGA
Molecule: messenger RNA, 936 nt
Organism: Hyaena hyaena (striped hyena)
Lineage: Eukaryota; Metazoa; Chordata; Mammalia; Carnivora; Hyaenidae
Product: olfactory receptor 5W2-like
Exons: 1
Coding region: 1-936 (311 amino acids)
Biological process (GO): sensory perception of smell; G protein-coupled receptor signaling pathway
Cellular component (GO): membrane
Molecular function (GO): odorant binding; G protein-coupled receptor activity; olfactory receptor activity
Source: RefSeq, a predicted model, not a curated record